Platichthys flesus (European flounder) is the source of this 2338-nucleotide messenger RNA. It is a transcript of the gene gpank1, whose product is annotated as G patch domain and ankyrin repeats 1. The record is from RefSeq and is a predicted model, not a curated record. The coding region runs from base 506 to 1597 and encodes 363 amino acids. Gene Ontology annotation, molecular function: nucleic acid binding; protein binding. The transcript has 4 exons. Lineage: Eukaryota; Metazoa; Chordata; Actinopteri; Pleuronectiformes; Pleuronectidae.
AAACAGAGGAAGACAGGGCAACUUUACCCUGAAGCAACGAACACGUUAUUUAAGACAUUGAUCGUGUUUCUCUCACUUUGUGUCUUUAUCAGGAUCCUCGUCUGAAGCGUCUUUGGUGACGUUGACAAACCGAAACCUUUAGUUCAACUUAAACGAGCCGUCGUGCCUCUAUUUAUCUAAAGCUACGGCUAAAGCUAACCGAGGCUAGCUGAAUGCUACAUGUUAGCCAAGGAGUAUUCUGGGUUAAAUGGUGUUUUAAUAUACAACACAUGGAUAAAUUAUAUUAGGAUUCUUAAAUUAACCCGCUAGCUACCUGGCUAAGUUAAUAAGUAAUUGCUAAACAUGGUAUUUGUGGCUUCUAACGUGCUGGACGCUACGAGACGUUUCAAAUCGGACCUUUCACAUUGUUUGCGACCUUAGCAAGAGCAGUGUCCUAACCUGGAAAGGGACGUCGUCACUGGGACUGAAUUUCUAUGAAACACCGGUGAAACUAGGAUCUCUCCUCAUGGCUACUUUCGGCUUCACUCCUGCCAGUGAGCAGGAUUUCUUCUGCGCUGAGACGAUGGGUCAGUCCAGCUCUAAAGCGAACUGUGUGAUCACCGGGGAAGAGGCCAGGCAGUUCUACGAGAACUUAACGAAAGAAGGUGCUCGAGGAAAAGAAGCAUCAAAGAGUGUCCGCCGACAAACCAGAGAGUCCAACAGAAGAGCCCGGAGGAGAGACAGGGCCGCAGACACGCAUCAGAACCCAACCAGUUCAAGAGUGGAAAGACAGACUGGGAGAGGAAGUGAAGACUCCCAAAGGAGAGAGACGCCAUCGAGCAGCAACUCAGAGAGCUCCACGGAGCUCCUGGGACUCAGGUUCCUGCGCUGUGCCAACGAGGGGGACGUCCCUGCCCUCAGAGACCUGCUCUCCAGGGGGGUGGACAUUAACUUCCAGGAUUCGUACUUCUGGACGGCGAUGAUGUGUGCGAGCUGGUCUGGACAGAGAGCUGCGGUGAGGCUGCUGCUGACACAGGGAGCCGCCUGGGUGGGAGUGGUCGACACACGGGGAAGGGAUGCCAAAGACCUGGCCCUGGAAGCGGGCCACCGUGACGUGCUGGAGGAGUUGGCGAGCUACGGGAGAAGUGCUCAGGAAGACACCAAGUUGGGUGGCAGUUCCUUUCAGGCUCAGUGGUGUGACGUGUGUUGCAACCAGUACAGCAGCAGCCUGUCGUCUCAUCUCUCCUCCACUCUGCACCAGUUCAGUGUGCGGCAUCCUCCCCCCACCCCACUCUACUGUCUCCCCGCCUCCAGCAACAGCUACAAGAUGAUGCUUCGCUGUGGCUGGAAACCAGGGUCGGGACUGGGCCCAGAGGGGGAGGGGCCGCAGCAGCCAGUGCCGACUGUGCUGAAGAGGGACCAUGAAGGUCUGGGCUUCGGACACAUGAGAAGAGCCAAAGUUACACACUUCCAAGCCAGGGACCGUGACGCCAUCAAACCACCGUUCAAGCAUCUACAGGAGAGGAAAGGAAAAGGGAGGAGGAAGGAAGAAAGUAGCAGAAAAGAGCAAAGGGAGAAAGAGUGGGAGAAAGAUUUCCGGGCUUCUUUUAAUUAUUGACAUCUGCUCACCGGGACUUUCCCUCUCCCACCUAUUUAAUUGAAAGUACUUCAAAAACAUGAGACCCACCCUCACUAAGCAGAAGGGAGGAUUUAAUACACUGGAGGUAUUUCAUCCUGGAGAUCAGAGUGAGGAGCGCUCACGCUGCAUCGACACUGUCUCUGACCUGAGAUUCAUCUUUGACCUGAGAUUUUUUUUUUUUUAAAAAAGAUGUUUGUGUUUGUUUACUGUGACGAUGCUUUUUUUUUUUCACAUGGAGCAUAACAUAAAUAACUUGACUCUACCUCCAAGCUGAUCCUCAGUCAAUCAGGUGUGGUUAUACCUACAGGUUAUACAUUCGCCAAAUGUGUCAUUGUGAUUAUAUUACUAAAUAUGGACGGUUACCAUUGACCCACAAAGACAAACAAACAUGACAGAGAGCAAAGAAAUGUUCCUGACGUGGGAAAGGAAAGUUUAUUUAGUGUCAGAAGAUUUUUGUUAUUAUAUUUACUCUCUUUCUCUACAAGUCGGCAUCAGUCGACCACCACUUCUACUCAGACUUUACAUUUGGUAAACAACAUAUUUGUAUCAUUCAAAAUAUGUCAAUUAUUUUAUAUAUUCUGUAUUUUGUACAAAAUGACAUGAUACAAAAAUCAACAUGAUCACUAUUAUUUGUUUACAUAAGAUUUCAAGUUUCUGAUGAAAACGAUAAUAAUGUGUUUGUGCAGCAUUGUCAAUAAAUUAAGAAGAUAAUUCAGUGUU